Perognathus longimembris pacificus (Pacific pocket mouse) is the source of this 434-nucleotide messenger RNA. Its product is annotated as peptidyl-prolyl cis-trans isomerase NIMA-interacting 4-like. Gene Ontology annotation, biological process: rRNA processing. The record is from RefSeq and is a predicted model, not a curated record. NCBI's taxonomy places the organism in Eukaryota, Metazoa, Chordata, Mammalia, Rodentia, Heteromyidae. Gene Ontology annotation, molecular function: DNA binding; peptidyl-prolyl cis-trans isomerase activity.
GGAGUUCAACAGCGAGUUUAGAAGAUGCCACCGGAAGGAAAAAGUGGCUCUGGAAAAGGGGGGAAAGGGGGUGCAGCUUCUGGGAGUGACAGUGCUGACAAGAAAGCUCAGGGCCCCAAAGGUGGUGGCAAUGCAGUAAAGGUCAGACACAUUUUGUGUGAAAAGCAUGGCAAAAUCAUGGAAGCCAUGGAAAAGUUAAAAUCUGGAAUGAGAUUCAAUGAAAUAGCCACCCAGUAUAGUGAAGAUAAAGCCAGGCAAGGGGGCGACUUGGGCUGGAUGACCAGAGGGUCCAUGGUGGGACCCUUUCAAGAAGCAGCGUUUGCCUUGCCCGUGAGUGGGAUGGAUAAGCCUGUAUUUACAGACCCACCAGUUAAGACAAAAUUUGGAUACCAUAUUAUCAUGGUUGAAGGAAGAAAAUAAAAUCGUACAACUGA